Salvelinus namaycush (lake trout) is the source of this 1599-nucleotide messenger RNA. It is a transcript of the gene glrbb, whose product is annotated as glycine receptor, beta b. Bases 1 to 1599 code for a protein of 532 amino acids. The transcript is spliced from 11 exons. Gene Ontology annotation, cellular component: postsynaptic membrane; synapse; neuron projection. NCBI's taxonomy places the organism in Eukaryota, Metazoa, Chordata, Actinopteri, Salmoniformes, Salmonidae. Gene Ontology annotation, molecular function: transmembrane signaling receptor activity; neurotransmitter receptor activity; extracellularly glycine-gated chloride channel activity. Gene Ontology annotation, biological process: regulation of membrane potential; chemical synaptic transmission; chloride transmembrane transport. The record is from RefSeq and is a predicted model, not a curated record.
AUGGCGCUCCGGUACCGCUUGGCAUGUGGGACCAACGUGGGGAACCUGCCCAAUCUGGGAACCUGCCCAAUCUUCCCCAGACUGAUACGAAAGGCCCAGGGGUUGACCAGUAUGGGUGUCAAGAAGCUGGCCAUCCUUCUCCUCGUCUUCUUGGUCUGGAUAGAGGGAGGAUGCACUAAAGAAAAAGGGACAAAGAAAGGGAAGAAGGGGAAGCAAGUCUACUGUCCUUCACAGCUGACACCUGAGGAUCUCGCACGGGUCCCUGAGAAUUCAACCAGUAACAUCUUGAACAGAUUACUGAUCACAUAUGAUCCUCGAAUCAGGCCCAACUUCAAAGGCAUUCCUGUGGAGGACAAAGUGAACAUAUUUAUAAACAGCUUUGGGUCAAUCCAGGAGACCACUAUGGAUUACAGAGUGAACAUCUUUCUGAGGCAGCGAUGGAAUGAUCCCAGACUCAGGCUACCUCGGGACUUUAAGUCUGACUCACUCACCGUUGAUCCCAAGAUGUUCAAAUGCCUGUGGAAGCCUGAUUUGUUCUUCGCUAACGAGAAGAGCGCCAACUUCCACGACGUCACCCAGGAGAACAUUCUCCUCUUCAUCUUCCGCAACGGUGACGUCCUCAUCAGCAUGAGGUUGUCUGUCACUCUAUCCUGUCCUUUGGACCUGACCCUGUUCCCCAUGGAUACGCAACGCUGUAAGAUGCAGCUGGAGAGCUUUGGCUAUACGACGGAUGACCUGCAGUUUAUGUGGCAGUCAGGGGACCCUGUCCAGAUGGAGGAGAUCGCCCUGCCCCAGUUUGAUAUCAAACAGGAGGACAUAGAGUAUGGAAACUGCACCAAAUUCUAUGCAGGGACAGGCUACUACACGUGUGUGGAGGUGAUAUUCACCCUGAGGAGGCAGGUGGGCUUCUACAUGAUGGGUGUCUAUGCCCCCACACUUCUCAUUGUGGUCCUCUCCUGGCUCUCCUUCUGGAUCAACCCUGAUGCCAGCGCUGCCAGGGUCCCUCUGGGGAUCCUCUCGGUGCUCUCCCUGUCUUCUGAGUGCACGUCCCUGGCGUCAGAGCUGCCCAAGGUUUCCUACGUGAAGGCCAUCGACAUCUGGCUGAUCGCCUGCCUACUGUUUGGCUUCGCCUCGCUGGUGGAGUACGCCGUGGUGCAGGUGAUGCUCAACAGCCCCAAGCGCAUCGAGGCCGAGAAGGCCAAGAUGGCAUCCAAGGUGAAGGCAGAGGGUAAGGAGAAGGCGGCAGGCAAGAACAACACGGUCAACGGUACCAGCGAGACGCCCUGUCAUGUCAGCACACUGCAGGGGGCAGAGACCCGGUGCAAAAAGGUGUGCACCUCCAAAUCGGACCUGCGCACCAACGACUUCAGCAUUGUUGGCUCACUGCCGCGGGACUUUGAGCUCUCGAACUUUGACUGCUACGGGAAGCCCAUUACCUUGCCCCACGGCCUGAGCAAAAGCCAGGCCAAGGCAAAGAAACCGCCGCCGCCCAAGCCCAUCAUCCCCUCAGCUGCCAAGCGGGUCGACCUCUAUGCCCGAGCCCUCUUCCCCUUCUCCUUCCUCUUCUUCAACGUCAUCUAUUGGUCCGUGUACUUGUGA